AUGAAAUCUAUCACCAGAUCCGUUUGAAUCUAUCACCAGAUCCGUUUGAUGAGCAGAUUUGAACAAGGGAUCCACAGAUUUGAACAAGGGAUCCACGGAUUUGAACAAGGGAUCCACGGAUUUGCUGGAGAAUGGCCGGAAUCAGCACCAAGGAUGAGGGGCAGCAACCGUUUAAAGAUUCAUCUACUGUUGGUAUUGAACAAGGGAUCCACAGAUUUGAACAAGGGAUCCACGGAUUUGAACAACGGAGCAUUAGUGUCAAGAAUGGGCUCUCAUAUUCAAGAUUGUAAGACAAUCUUAGGGUAGGCAUUCUUGUGGCAUUAACUGCAAUAGACCACCAUUUGUUGUUAGGGGGUUGGAUACGAUAUCCCUGAAGUUGUUAAUUGCUCAGCUAGAAUAGGACUAGACAUGCUGGCAAAGCACUAUACAGAUGCUGUUGGAUUCGAUAUUGUUUUCUUCUUGCCCGAUAGUGAAGAGGAUUUUGCUUCUUACACAGUAUAGUAUGGAUUAUUCAACGAUUGAAAGUAUCGAUUACAUAGUAUGUAGGGUAAUAGACCUGUUUUUCAUCACUGAUGCCAGGCUUUGGCUAUAAAGAUAAUAAUGAAACGUCGAUUUUCUAUUAUCCAGGUUUGUUAAGAUCUAAAUGUGGAAAUGGUGGUUUUGGGCUACCCAGCACUGUCUGCGAUCACGAGCGUAUGGGGUCGCCGUUACCAUUGCCAUUGGGUUACCUCGAGUAGCCGGGCUUUUAUUUGUUGGCCGUCUAAAAAAAUUGAGUGGGUCGGACGGGUCAAAAGUUACCUACAUUGUAUUUAUAUACUUAUACUUACAACCACUAGAGUCACUUUAUUAAAAAGUUUGAUGAGCAAUUUCAUAUAUUAGUUUUCUUAAAUCUUAUUAAAUGUUUAUAAUACAAAAACGACUUAUUCAUUACUAAAAUGCAAUAUUUUGAUCUUAUGGUUUUGAUAUGAUAAGCUACAUUUACAUCAGUCGGGGAUUAGAGGGUAUUUUCAAAUUUAUGUGGAUAGUUAUGUAAGUUUAACUAAAAAUACACCAAGAAUUACAAGAAUGCUAAAUGGGCAGCGAUGCUGGGUGGAUUAAGGCGCACAUGGUGUUUUUCGGCGAAGGGUGUGAUCAACAGGUUCAAAGUGACUGCUCCAUCAGAAUUGAAUAUAAUUGGAAUCAACCAGUUCAUGAUUUGACCAUUGGUGUUGAAUUUGAGGCCUGGAUGAACACAAUCGUCAACAAACCAAUAAAACUUCAGAUCUGGGAUACGGUGGGUCAAGAAUCGUUCAGGUCUAUAACACGCUCAUACUACAGAGGCGCUGCGGGUGCGCUUAUGGUUUAUGAUAUCACUAGGAGAGAAACCUUUAAUCACCUUGCCAGCUGGUUAGAGGAUGCAAGACAGCAUGCAAAUGCAAACAAGACAAUAAUGCUAAUUGGUAACAAGUGUGACCUGGCACACAGAAGAGCUGUUAGCACAGAAGAAGGAGAACAAUUUGCUAAAGAACAUGGUUUAAUAAUCAUGGAAGCUUAUGCUAAAACCGCUCAAAAUGUUGAGGAGGUAGACAAAUGUGUUUUUUGUUUUCUAUAUUACAUUAUUGAACGGUGAUCAAUAAUAAGGGUGUGAAUUUAUGACACGAAACUAACCUAGCACGAAACUCACAGAUUAGGGCUUAGUCUAAAUGGGUUCGGGUUAGUUAUGGGUUGAAUUUGCAAAUGCAUUUACCUAAAUGGGUCGAAUUUGGGUUGACCUGGCGGGUUUAGAGAUGCACAAAAUGGGUUUUUUAAUACCCUGGAACCGGGGCUGGGUUUUGGUCAACAUAGUCAAGAACCGGGUUGGGUAGGGUAGAGGUGGAACUGGGUCUGGUGGUUCCGGGUCAGGUUGGGUCGGGUUCAAUUUCUUUUUCUACACCCGGGUCUGGAAAUUGUAUGUACCCGCGAGUCGGGUAGGAUAGGAACCGGUUCCGGGUAUUUUGUGCAUCUCUAGCAUAGUUCUUAAUGGGGAAUAGCGGCAAAUAGCGGGCGCAUGUGGUUGAGUCAUUUGGGUUUUCGGGCGCAUGGAGGGCAUCUACUUCUGGUCAAGCUUUCCCGCAAUGUGUGUUUGAUCAUUGGGACAUGAUGUCAUUUGACACGUUGGAAGUCAGGUCACAGGCAAGUACGCUCAUGACGUAGAUUCGUAAGAGGAAGGGUUUGAAGGAGCAGAUGACACCGCUUUCGGAGUUUGAGGACAAGUUGUGAGUCAAAGUUCUUGUUUGUUUUCGUUUUACAACUUUGCUAUGUUUUAUUUUAGUUAUGACGUUUUGAUCUAUUUUUAUUGAUCAUAUUUUAUUGUUGGUCAUUGUGCUUUAAAGGCUUCAGAUAUUAUGUUUGGAUCUUUGAGUAAUAGACUUCAAUUGGAAUUGUAGUUA
Helianthus annuus (common sunflower) is the source of this 2408-nucleotide messenger RNA. RefSeq names its product ras-related protein RABB1c. Gene Ontology annotation, molecular function: GTP binding; GTPase activity. The transcript is spliced from 9 exons. Bases 1073 to 1609 code for a protein of 178 amino acids. NCBI's taxonomy places the organism in Eukaryota, Viridiplantae, Streptophyta, Magnoliopsida, Asterales, Asteraceae. The record is from RefSeq and is a predicted model, not a curated record. Gene Ontology annotation, cellular component: Golgi apparatus.